AUGGCGGUGAAGAAGAAAUUAUCUUGGAAAUCAAUAAUGGUUGCGUGUUUCCAGGAUCCAGACAACAUAUGUUCAUCAAAAAAAGCAAAGAAAAAUGAUGGUGGUGUAAUAACGAAACAGAAAUCAUUCCUUGGAUUGUCAGUUCUAGACAUAAGUGAUCCAAGUUCAACGACCUUGUCUGAAGAUCUCUCAAUCUCUCUCGCCGGCUCCGAUCUCCACGUGUUCACACAAGGUGAGCUCAAAGUCAUAACACAAAGCUUCUCUUCCAGCAACUUCCUUGGCGAAGGAGGGUUCGGUCCGGUUCACAAAGGGUUCAUCGACGACAAACUUCGUCUUGGUCUUAAGGCUCAGCCAGUCGCCGUGAAACUUCUUGAUCUUGAUGGUUUUCAAGGUCACCGUGAGUGGCUGACGGAGGUUAUAUUUCUAGGGAAGUUAAAGCAUCCGAAUCUCGUGAAGCUGAUCGGGUAUUGCUGCGAGGAAGAACAUAGACUUCUUGUCUAUGAGUUCAUGCCUCGUGGUAGUUUAGAGUCUCAACUAUUCAGAAGGUGUUCCAUAUCGCUGCCAUGGUUAACGAGGAUGAAGAUCGCUCACGGAGCUGCAAAGGGUUUGCAGUUUCUCCAUGAAGCAGAGAAACCCGUCAUCUAUCGCGAUUUCAAGGCCUCCAAUAUCUUGUUAGAUUCUAAUUAUACCGCAAAGCUCUCAGACUUCGGGCUAGCCAAAGACGGACCAGAAGGUGAUGAAACGCAUGUAUCGACACGAGUGAUGGGAACACAAGGGUACGCGGCACCAGAGUACAUAAUGACAGGUCAUCUAACGGCUAAGAGUGACGUGUACAGCUUUGGGGUUGUGUUGCUAGAACUCUUGACGGGUCGGAGAUCGGUAGACAAAAAGAGAUCAUCAAGGGAACAAAACCUAGUAGAUUGGGCUCGUCCAAUGCUUAACGACCCACGAAAACUCGGGAGAAUAAUGGACCCAAGGCUAGAAGAUCAGUACUCAGAGACGGGAGCACGAAAAGCAGCGGCCUUGGCUUACCAAUGUUUAAGCUACAGACCAAAGAACAGGCCAUGCAUCAGCAACGUUGUCUCAGUUCUACAAGAGAUUAAAGAUUACAGCGAUGAUAUUCCCAUUGGGACAUUCACUUACACGGUCGCUCCCUCGCCUACCAAGGCAACCCUUGAUGUUAAAGAGAGAAGUGUUCAAAAUUGCGACAACCCUCGUAACGGUCAUAAGAGUGAUCAACAUCAUAAGUUCCGGUCGCAGGCCCAUACGGCACGAAACCACCGGUUAACUUUGAAAAACGGAUUAAAUUCACCGAUGCGUAACGAGGCCGGAGGGGAACGGUACUGAGUUUCUCUUCUGUCCAUUUCGAAAUUAAAAACAAAAAACAAAUGUAAUUAUAUUUUUCGGUCGUAAAAAAACCAACAAAAUUCUAGAGUAGAUUCUGCUUUUUUUUUAACCCUUUAUAGGUUUUGUUUAGAAGCGUAUA
Eutrema salsugineum is the source of this 1486-nucleotide messenger RNA. Its product is annotated as serine/threonine-protein kinase RIPK. Gene Ontology annotation, molecular function: protein kinase activity; ATP binding. The transcript has 4 exons. The coding region runs from base 1 to 1347 and encodes 448 amino acids. The record is from RefSeq and is a predicted model, not a curated record. NCBI's taxonomy places the organism in Eukaryota, Viridiplantae, Streptophyta, Magnoliopsida, Brassicales, Brassicaceae. Gene Ontology annotation, biological process: protein phosphorylation.